Messenger RNA from Elgaria multicarinata webbii, 2531 nucleotides. RefSeq names its product cytochrome P450 2F3-like. Gene Ontology annotation, cellular component: intracellular membrane-bounded organelle; cytoplasm. Gene Ontology annotation, biological process: epoxygenase P450 pathway; xenobiotic metabolic process. The record is from RefSeq and is a predicted model, not a curated record. The transcript is spliced from 9 exons. NCBI's taxonomy places the organism in Eukaryota, Metazoa, Chordata, Lepidosauria, Squamata, Anguidae. The coding region runs from base 40 to 1419 and encodes 459 amino acids. Gene Ontology annotation, molecular function: arachidonate epoxygenase activity; oxygen binding; iron ion binding.
UGAACCUGAGACCAGCGGACUGGCAAGCAGGGUCUUUUCAUGGUGCUCAGCAUGGAGGGCGGCACAGCAGCAGCAGCAGCAGCGGUACUUCUGGCUCUUUGCAUCUCCUGCCUGCUGCUGUUCUUCAGAAGGACUGGACCAGGCGGGGCGGGGCGCCUUCCUCCGGGGCCUCGGCCUUUGCCCAUCGUGGGCAACUUGUUCCACCUGAAUGCUAAGAACAUGGUCAAGUCACUGUUGGCGCUCAGCAAGAGAUACGGUUCUGUCUACACCAUCUACUUGUGUUCCCAGCCUGUUGUGGUGCUGUGCGGAUACCAGGCCAUGAAGGAGGCGCUGGUGGACCAAGGGGAGGAGUUCAGCGGACGUGGCGACAUGCCAAUAUUAUUCUCAUUCACCCAAGGGAAUGGGAUUGUUCUAUCCCAAGGGGAAAAAUGGAAGGCCUUGCGCCAUUUUGCCCUACAGAAAUUGCGCAAUUUUGGGAUGGGUAAACGCAGCAUUGAGGAACGGAUCCAGGAGGAGGCCCAGUGCCUGGUGGAAGAGCUUGCCAAGACCAAAGCAGCGCCGCUCGACCCCUCGAACCUCAUCAACCUCGCCAUCUCCAACGUCAUCUGCUCCAUCGUCUUUGGGGAUCGAUUUCACUACGAGGAUGAGGAAAUCCUCACUUUGGUUGGGCUGCUCAGAGAGAACUUUGAGAUCAUGAGUUCUCCAUAUGUCCAGAUGUACAAUAUUUUCCCCCGCAUCAUGGAUUACCUGCCUGGAUCCCACAAUAAUAUGUUUUCUAACUUGGAGAAGUUGCGUCUCUUCAUUCUGGAGUUGGUCAAGAAGCAUCAAGCGACCCUGGACCCCAAUUGUCCUCGCGAUUUUGUUGAUAGCUUUCUUCUCAAAAUGCAACAGGAAAAGGGCAACGCUUGCAGCUACUUCCACAUGGACUCUCUGGUCAUGUCCACCCACAACCUUUUCUUUGCGGGCACUGAGACUGUGAGCACCACCCUCCGCUACGGAAUCCUUGUCCUCAUGAAGUACCCUGAGAUAGCAGCCAAGGUCCAAGAUGAGAUCGGCCGAGUCAUUGGCUCACACCGCAGCCCAACAAUGGCAGAUCGGGGCCAGAUGCCAUACACCGAUGCCGUGAUCCAUGAGAUCCAGAGGUUCAUUGACGUCGCUCCCCUUGGGGCCCCUCAUGCUGUUAUAAGAGAUACCAACUUCCGUGGCUACUUGCUUCCUAAGGGCACCAAUAUUAUUACUUUCCUUUACUCCGUCCAUAAGGAUCCAACCCAAUUCAAGAACCCUGAAAUGUUUGACCCCACCAACUUCUUGGAUGAGAAGGGAGAGUUCCGACGGCGCGACGGUUUCAUGCCCUUCUCUGCUGAAUAUGUUAUAAAACCAAAGAACAUAUGGACAAUUCUACACUUAACCAGGUUCUAGUAUUACGAGAGAAGGAGAAAAAUGACUCCUCCACAUUCUCCACACUGUGCAUCAUUUUGUCCACCUCUAUCAGUUCUCCCCCCUUUCCUUCCUUUUUUCCAAGCAAAACAAGCCCAGCUGUUGUAACCUUCCCUCAUAAAGGAGAUGCUCCAGCCCCUUGAUCCUUUCACUUGCCCUUUUCUGCACUUUCCCCAGCUCCUAAACGUAUAUUUAGGAUUUGCAAGGUAGUCUAUUAUGCAAGCUGGGGCAAGAAUCUUGCAAGAUGCUUAAACUACAGUGCAAAGACUCCUGGGGCAAAUAUUCGUCACAGGUGUGCAACUGACAUGUUUUCUAAGAUCUACACAGAAAAGCCUAUUUUGAACCCAAGAAUGGAGGCUUGAUGUGUACCUUUGUUGCUUCAUUCCUUUCUUCCUUUCCUUCAUUAUUGUAACCAGCAAAGGUAGGAGCUGACUUCUUUGAAUGUCUUUAAGCAGGCAUUAGAGAUGUUAUUAUUCCGGCAGGCCUUCCCUUUUUAGAAUCUUAUUGCUGUCCGUUACAUAUUUCUUUUAUGCUGCAUUGUCGUAUUGAUUGUUUUAUCUUGUUUAAAUUGUUUUUAACUUUGUAUGCUGCCUGGGUUACUUUUUAUAUAGGUGGGAUAUAAGCAAUAAUAAUAAUAAUAAUAAUAAUAAUAAUAAUAAUAAUAAUAAUAAUAAUAAACGAAAUCAUAAAAGCAAUACAAAACAGCCAGCGAGAAGUAUUUAAAAAACUUGGGGGAAUAUUGUUUUUCUUAACCCAGAUCUUAUUUUGUGUGAAAGAAUGAGAUCUCCUGAUCUUUAAAAAACACAACAAACUUUAGAAAUCCCAUAUCUGUGCCCAUUAAUGGAACACAAGUCUUCUGCAGGCAAUUGAGUGUUGGAUUAAAAUGUGUGUGUGUGUGUGUGUAGGUGAGUGAGGGAAGGAGGGAGGAUUUUGGGCUGGAAAGCCAACAAGUGGAUGUUCCUCAUGUGUUCAUAGCCUCAGAUUCACCCCUAACCUGCAACAUUCAGAGUGAACCUCAUUGCAAUGCUGUCAAUAAGCCAAACUCUCCCAAACACAGCCUCCCCGUCACCAACACAGGAAAUAUGGACUGCAUU